Salarias fasciatus (jewelled blenny) is the source of this 593-nucleotide messenger RNA. It is a transcript of the gene cox19, whose product is annotated as cytochrome c oxidase assembly factor COX19. Gene Ontology annotation, biological process: mitochondrial respiratory chain complex IV assembly. Lineage: Eukaryota; Metazoa; Chordata; Actinopteri; Blenniiformes; Blenniidae. The coding region runs from base 109 to 396 and encodes 95 amino acids. The record is from RefSeq and is a predicted model, not a curated record. The transcript has 3 exons. Gene Ontology annotation, cellular component: mitochondrial intermembrane space.
CGGACGUGACGUCAUAUUUAGCAGCCAGGUCCAAUGGUGGCUAUUUAGCAGCCCUGGGACAAACACACCAAAAACUUCAUAAAUAACUCGUUUUCAAGACAGAUAAACAUGUCUACUGCCAUGAAUUUCGGGUCAAAGACCUUCAAACCUCGAGCUCCGGAUAAAGGCUCUUUUCCUUUGGAUCAUUUCGGGGAAUGUAAAGCCUUCAAGGAGAAGUUCAUGAAAUGUCUGAGAGAAAACAGCUUCGACAACUCAAGGUGUCGACUGCAAUCCAAAGACUACCUGGAAUGCCGAAUGGACCAUCAGUUGAUGACCAGAGAGCCAAUGGAGAAACUGGGCUUCAAGGACCUGAUGGAUCCACCUCCCAGCCAGGCCGACAAAGACUCUAAACCCUGAUUUCCACUCAGUAAAGACACCAAACUCGACAAUGUUGGCUUUGUAGAAGAACGAAGGGGGAAAAGAUUCAAAGAUCUCUGGCCUUAGAUGUUUGCAGAGGCACAUCUGAUAAUGUAAAUAUCAUGAGAAAAGUUUAAUAUAUAUAUUUAAAACAAAUGCUUUUACAUUGUGAAUAAAUCUUUUUUUAUUUAAAAGUA